AGCAGCACGCGCCUCCCGAGCAGCUGCGCGGAUUAUUUUUUAAACUUUUUACCUUUUUUUAAAAAAAAAACUUUAAACUAACUAAAAGUCCACCAAACUCCGAGCAGCUUCCGGUUUAAAGAAUUUAAAUAAUUUAAUCUUUUAUUACUCGGACUGAACGGAGCCUGGGGGAGCAGAACCAUCAGGACCAACAGGACCCGGAUUAGGACCCGCCGGAUCAGGAUCAGGAUGUCCCGGGCGGAGGAGCGCGAGGACGCGGACUGUGUGUGUUCUGUCGGGAUGAAGUUCACGUGGGACAUCAACGACCCCAAACUGCCGCAGGACACAAAGCAGUUCGACCCAUUCCAGGAGUGGACAGACGGAUACGUUCGCUACAUCUACAGCGCUGAAGAUAAGAACGCCCAGAGACAUCUGUCCGGCUGGGCCAUGAGGAACACCAACAACCAUAACUGCCAGAUCCUGAAGAAGUCGUGUUUGGGCGUGGUCGUGUGUUCCCGCGGCUGCACGCUGCACGACGGCGCCAGGCUGCAGCUCCGCCCCGCCAUCUGCGACAAGGCCCGCCAGAAACAGCAGAAGAAGCUGUGUCCGAGCUGUAACAGCACUCUGGAGCUGCUGCCGUGCCGCGGCCACAGCGGUUACCCCGUCACCAACUUCUGGAGAGUCGACGGAAAGUCCAUCUUCUUCCAGGCUAAAGGAGUCCACGAUCAUCCGCGGCCGGAGUCCAAGUCUGAGACUGAAGCUCGGAGAAGUUCAGUGAAGAGACGAGUCAGCUCGCCACCAUUCCCCCCGAAGAGACGCCUCAUAGAGACACAGGCGUUAGGCCCCGCCCUCCUGUCCUGUGUCGACCCGUCAGACAGACUCUCCUUCAUGGAGCCCAACUUCCCGCAGCAUUACCCAGCAUUCCAGAGCCCGGAGCCCUACUACAACCCCCACAAUGCACUAGGGGAGGCCCCGCCCACCCUGCAGAAACCAGCCAAUCCCAGGCUCUACAUGGGCCGGCCCAGCUACGACUUCCAGGGGUACCUGCCCUCGCCUUCGUACCCCAUGACGUCUGAGCUCUGUGACCCCCGCGUGGGUCCGGUCCUGGGUUCCUCCUCUUCGUCGGGGUCUUCCUCGGGGCCCCUCCCCUCGGCGUGCGGGACCUUUGACCCCCCCCAGACGAAGCCCCCAUCGGGCUGGAAGGAGCUGCUGAAGAGCUCCGCCCCCUAUGACCCCCCCCACUACUACAGCGCCGAGUACCCCUGCCGUUACCCUGGCAACGCCCCGGGGUCUCCCGCAGCGCUACAGACCAUCAUCACCACGACAACUAAGCUUCCUGUUCCUGUCCCAUUAACCCGUUUCCUGCCCCCCCCCCAUCAGGUUUCCUACCAGCCGUGUCCGAAGCCCCCGGCAGGCCUCCCGUCCUACCAGCCCUGCCCCCCCCAGAAGCCCGGGGGCCCCCCCGGCUGCCCCUCCCUGCUGGAGGACGCCACCUCGCCGACCUACUCCACGGAGGUCAAGGUCACCGAGGACUCGGGGGGGGUCAUCAAGUCUCUGUCCUUCCAGCCCCCCGAGACCAAGACGGAGCGCGCCGACGGCUACGACUACCGCUACGCCUACCCCAACACGUACCGCUACGACGAGUACUGAGGGGGGGCAGCGCCGGGGCUUCUGCUGCUGUAACCAUAGAGACAGAGUCAUAAACUGGAAGCCCCGCCCACUGGAGGAAGCCACGCCCACUGGAGGAAGCCACACCCACUGGAGGCUUCUAGAGACAGAGCGCUAGCAUCAUACUCUGGAAGCCCCGCCCACUGGAGGAAGCCCCGCCCACUGGAGGCUUCUAGAGACAGAGCGCUAGCAUCAUACUCUGGAAGCCCCGCCCACUGGAGGAAGUCCCGCCCACUGGAGGGGAAACAUCUCUCUUGGGUUCUUGACCAAUCAGCACGCAGCAGCUUGUAGACAUCUUUCUGUUGUUUGCUAGCAGACGGAAUAAAGAGGAGAAACCUUCAACGGAGAGAGGAGAGAUGUUCCCACCCCCCCCCUCACCCGCUGGGGGCGGGACUUAAUACGCUCUGUCUCUGUUGCUAUGACAACAAUUGCUUCAACACAAACAGGAAGUGCAUCUGUCCACAGACUAUAGAGAACCAAACUAAACUAGUAAACAUCAUCAGGCCUGAAGGUCCUCCUCCAGCUCUCAGCACUUCUCAUGGACUUCCUCUGGGAAGAGAGCAUAUACACACACACACACACACAUACACACACACACACAUAUAUACACACACACACACACACACACACACACACAC
Messenger RNA from Perca fluviatilis (European perch), 2285 nucleotides. RefSeq names its product glial cells missing transcription factor 2 (gene gcm2). Lineage: Eukaryota; Metazoa; Chordata; Actinopteri; Perciformes; Percidae. The record is from RefSeq and is a predicted model, not a curated record. Gene Ontology annotation, cellular component: nucleus. The coding region runs from base 229 to 1629 and encodes 466 amino acids. Gene Ontology annotation, biological process: gliogenesis; regulation of transcription by RNA polymerase II. Gene Ontology annotation, molecular function: DNA-binding transcription activator activity, RNA polymerase II-specific; RNA polymerase II cis-regulatory region sequence-specific DNA binding. The transcript has 8 exons.